This is a messenger RNA of Caenorhabditis remanei, 348 nucleotides long. RefSeq lists its product as uncharacterized. The coding region runs from base 1 to 348 and encodes 115 amino acids. The record is from RefSeq and is a predicted model, not a curated record. The transcript has 2 exons. NCBI's taxonomy places the organism in Eukaryota, Metazoa, Nematoda, Chromadorea, Rhabditida, Rhabditidae.
AUGUCUGACCCAGCUGACGACUCAGUAGAAGCAGGAGAAACAUCAGGAACCGUCGUAGGAGAGUCAAUUCCAACUCCUAUGAUGACUGGAAUGGUUGCUGGUCUCAUCUUUGCAAUCCUCAUGAUGAUAUGUCAUAUUUGCAUUACAAAAGCUCUUGUUGGUCAACGACUCAAACAUUUGCCACGUGCACGAAAAGUCAAAGUCAAAAAGAACAAGAAAGAUAAAAAGGGGAAGAAAGGAAAGAAAGGAAAGAAGGGGAAAAAAGGGUCCGGUACAACAACUGGAACAACUUCUGGAUCGACAUCUGGAACAACUGCUGGUACAACUGGAGCAUCUACUGUCAUGUAG